Molecule: messenger RNA, 3354 nt
Organism: Galleria mellonella (greater wax moth)
Lineage: Eukaryota; Metazoa; Arthropoda; Insecta; Lepidoptera; Pyralidae
Product: zinc finger protein 836-like
Exons: 9
Coding region: 108-1598 (496 amino acids)
Biological process (GO): regulation of transcription by RNA polymerase II
Cellular component (GO): nucleus
Molecular function (GO): DNA-binding transcription factor activity, RNA polymerase II-specific; zinc ion binding; RNA polymerase II cis-regulatory region sequence-specific DNA binding
Source: RefSeq, a predicted model, not a curated record
UGUCACUGUGAUAUGUUUGUUUUUAUAUUACAUAGAUAGCAACCUGUCUACUAUCUUUUAUUGUUUCGCUGUUUUAUUUCAAUUUAUAAUUACUUUCCUACUAUUAAAUGUCUAUUAGAAUAAUGGACAAAUGCAGACUCUGCAUGAAUAACCGAAAAAAAUUAUAUUCAAUAUUUGAUACUGAUAAUGGAAUCUCUUAUGCUGAAAUGACAACUUCUAUCGCUAAUGUGAAGAUCAUGAAAGAAGACGGAAUUACAGAAAAAAUAUGCAUCUUAUGUCGUAGAAAAGUAAAAGAAAUGUUUGACUUUAAAAAUAUGAUUGAAUCAUCUGAUUUAACUUUACAUGCCUGUGAUAAUUUAAAGAGAAUAAACUUUUGUAACUUAAAUGAAAUUAAAGUCAAAUUCGAGUUUACUGGUGGAAAUUAUAUUGAAAGAAAUAAAUGUUUUUCAAAAUUUGAAAAAAUUAUCACUGGGUGCUUUGAAAACGGAGAAAAUGCAGUUUGUUAUAAAGAUGUUGUUAUAAAAAAAAUUGUAGCAAAUGAUGAUUGUAGAAAUGAUGGGGAUUUUAUUAAUAAAGAAGAUAAACCCCUGGAUGUUUUUGAUUUUCUUAAUACACUUAAAGAUGAGCCAACUUAUGACUAUGACAAUAAUUGUCUUGUGGAUGAUUACAACCAAGAAACUUAUGAUAAUGAUGAAAUAUUUGUUCCUUUUAUAAAAGGUUUAAAAAAGAAAAAACGUAAGAAACAUAAGAAAGUCAAAGAUUUAGAAACUAAUUUUAAUAACAAGGAUCACUUCAUCAAAGUUCGCAUUAAGCCAGUAUUUUUAGAAGAUAUAAGAUUAAUUAGAACAAAAAAGAAUAAAGAAAAUGUAAAAAAGAAAUACAAAAAUAAUAAAAUACACAUGUGCAAUUACUGUGGAAAAAUGACAAAAUCUAUUAAAUCGCAUUUAUUGGUACAUACUGGCGAAAGAGUACAUAAAUGCAAUAUGUGUACAAGAGCUUUCUUCACUCUUCAUAAUUUGCAACAUCACAUGAAAAGACAUCUAACAGAAAAUAUGUACAAAUGUGAGCAAUGUUUGGCAAAAUUCAAUAACAAAGAAUCUCUAAAGAGGCACAAUGUGGUUCAUGAAAAUGAGAAAAGAUUUUUAUGUAACAUCUGUAAUAAAGGAUUUAAAAGGAAAUAUUCCCUAGGAAGACACAUCCAAGGACAUAAUUCUGCAAAUAAAAGUGUUCAGUGUGAGCUGUGUAAUAUGUCAUUUUUUUCCAAAUAUAGUUUGAAUAAUCAUAUGCGUGUACAUACUAGAGAAAGACCAUAUAAAUGCGAGAUAUGUUCACAACCCUAUAGUUACAAGCACGACUUCAAUCAACACUGUUUGAAAAAACAUGGCGUAUACUUUAAACGACGAUCCGUGUACGUAAUGAACGAUGAAGUUUUAAGAAAAGAACGAGAACUAAUGAAAGAGUUAAUGCUUAGAGUACACGGAGUUGUUGAUGACGAAGAGCCAUUUAAAGCUUUUCAAGGCCCACAGGCGCAUAUGGCUUUGGAACAAUUACUUAAACUUUUACAAGAAAAACAGAUCCCUAUAGAUUUUCAUUUUUGAAUGUUUUGUAAUUAAUUAUACAUUCAGGGAAUGAUUGUUUAUGAAAACAGGUAAUUAUUACACCAUAUUAUUAAAAAAGAUGAGGAGGCAGAUGAAAAGUAAUAGGUCAAUCAUCGCUGUAUCAGUAAUUUUCUGUUCUAAUAUUAGAUAUACAGAGUUAAAUCUAAAUCACCAGCAUCCUUUAAAUACCAAAGAAUCAGGUCGAAAAGUGGCAAACUUUUAAGUCUCAUACUAACGUCGCUUGUCCAGUUUAGUUAGUAUGGGAGAUACGAAUUUUUUUUAUUGUUUUUGAAUAUAAAAAUCUCGUGUCACGGUGUUUGUAGUCGCACUCCUCCGAAACGGCUCUACCGAUUUUUAUGAUUUUUUUAUAUAUUUUAUGUAGGUAUGAGAAUAGGUCGUAAAGUAUAUUUCAUACUGCUUAGUGAUUUGGGUGUCCCUAUCUCCAAUGUAUAUGUCAGGACAACGUGUAGGAUCAGUUAGUAUUCUAUAGUGCGGUCAGAAAGCUUAGUUUUACAUACAGCUAACGAUUCAAUUUCACCUGUAUAUAAGUACCAAAUGCGGGCAUGUCGAGUAUAUGUAGGUAUUACGUUAACUGUUACAAUCGACGUAACGUCUGUCAUCCUUAUCUGAAAAUGCAGUCGAAAGCUCUUUUAAUUGACUCGAAAUAAAUAGUCAUAAUAUUAAUUUGAUAUAUUUAUAUAUUAUUAAUCUGUGAUUAAUAAUAUUUAAUGAUAAUAUCUAAUUUUAACACAAAACCUAUUACUGUAACCGAACCCUCAUAUUUACUUAAUAAGUAAUAACUAUAAACAUUGACGCAACCUUAUUACGCACAUUACUAUGUAAAUAAAAUCGUUGCACGUUGUAUUGGUGUGUUACGUUAUAGUUUUAUUUAUCUACAGAUAUAUGUGCGAAUUCAAUGGAAUUUAGAAAACCCACUAACCAGUAAGCUAUAGCAUCAAUAGGAAAAGACCAUCAGUCGUUUGAAGGUCAAUCUUAUUAACAAUUAUUAAAUAAAAAUGAAAUUGUAUUUUAUACAUGCAUAUAGAUGAAUAUAGGAAGUCUAACUGUCAAAAAUUGAAUACGUUUCAUUGACUUAAAUGAGUACCCAAAUAACCUAGGUACCUUAAUGUAUGUCGAAAGUAUAGUAUUAUAUUUUAUGUGCUAAAAGCAUUGAAAUAACACAAAUUAGUAUGCAACACAGAGCUAAAGUUCUCAAUUUUGUCGUAGGGAAUGAAUCAAAGUUAGUAUAAGUUACUACUCAUGUUUUCUAAUAGUAUUAUACGAUAUGUAUAAUAUUUAUUUAUAUACGAGUACGAGUCAAUAAAAUUAUAUUACUACUAUUUGUGCAUACUUUUAACCAUAUGAGAGUUUUUAUUGUAACACAGGCACCUAUUUACAUUAUUAAUAUGUCAUUUGAUAUAAUACUUUAUAAACCUUUAUGUAAUACUGAAAUAUUACCUAAAUUCCUUUACUAUGUACCUUAAAUGCAUUGCACCUUCAAAAGGGAGACCACCCUAAUAUAAUAAGUACAGACUAUUGUUUAAGAUAAUAAUACCCAUUGUUCCUUCCCGCUCAUCACAUGAUACAAAGAGAUUGGAUUAGUUAUUAUAAGCAUGACAUACCUACUAGGGAUUUUAUUUCAAGCUAAUGGACCUUUUCUUUGACCUAUCAAUCAAUUUUGCCUAUAAAAGGAAGGGUGAAUGUUGACUAUUUCAUUAGUAUACUUUCGAGAUUCGUAGCAAGCAGUAAUCGUCAU